Molecule: messenger RNA, 482 nt
Organism: Leptomonas pyrrhocoris
Lineage: Eukaryota; Euglenozoa; Kinetoplastea; Trypanosomatida; Trypanosomatidae
Product: putative small nuclear ribonucleoprotein
Exons: 1
Coding region: 147-482 (111 amino acids)
Biological process (GO): mRNA splicing, via spliceosome
Cellular component (GO): U4 snRNP; U5 snRNP; U1 snRNP
Molecular function (GO): RNA binding
Source: RefSeq, a predicted model, not a curated record
AGUUCUCCUACCGAUACCGACACGCGCACCGUGAGUCCUUCAGUGUAAAAGAGAAAAAGUGUUUCUUUAGAUUUCUUAUCUCUUUCUCUGGCGCCGCUGGAUCGUAGGUACAUCCGUCAAAUCAAGAGCGAUAGAACUGGGUCAAGAUGGGCAAAUACACGAUGCUGCACAACAUCAACAAGGUGUUGUGCGUUCUUCUCGAUGACGGGCGGAGCAUCAACGGCAAGCUUCUCGUUUUCGACAAACACAUGAACGUCGUACUGGGCGACGCAACCGAGGAGCGGCCGCGCUCGAAGCGGGCGAUGGAGGAGGGCACACCCGCACCGACUCGUCAGCUGGGCCUGAUACUGCUUCGCGGCGAGCAUGUGGUGUCCGUCACGGUGCUGAAGGACAGCGCAAACGGCAGUGGGGACGCGGUUAACUUUAGCAAAGCGCCGAAGUCGGCCAAGGCUGGCGCAGUCAAGCGGAAGCGCGAAGAGUAA